UAAGCAAAUGACUUUCAUUAGUGGAAUAUAUCGAAACUGGUUUAGGUAUUAGUUUGUGGUAUAUAUGCACACGUGGCUAUUUAUGCAGUUUCUGAUAAGGAUAAAAAACAAUGAAAGGUUUACACUAAGUAUCGGAAUAGGUGGCUGACAUUUUGAAGUUAAUAUUUACGAAGGCAGCGAUUGGAUAAUUUUGUUGACGUCACUUGUCGCCAUAUUUUGGUACAGAGAGUAAGUGGCGCUCAAAUUUUAUUGCAGGGCAUUUUUUUAAACCAAACAUGUCUUCGGAAGAUUUGUCAGUUGAACAAACGUCAGGCGACCAAACAGUACCUGAUAACGACAGUCAGGAAGAACAGAGAGAAUCACCGACGCCGAAAGGGGAGUUCGUUCAUCCAGCACCCCCAAAGAAGUUGUCAACAAGGGAGGAAAUGAUGCAGGAAGAAAAGAAAGAGGAGAAGAAAUUGAAGAGUAAAUAUCCUAACUUUAACUCGAAGGCAGGAGGUUCAGCCUUGCUGGCUAAGAGGAUGCAACAGAGGAAAUAUUUCGAUUCCGGAGAUUACAUGAUGGCACAAGCAAAAGUGAACAACCCAAAGAUCCCCCUUGCUGCAAAAGAGAAGAAGAUGAUAUUACAGGAAUCCAUGGGUGAUGCUAUCCCUACUCCAGAAGAUCUGCCUCCUCGCAAAGCCUCAUUAGCAACAAGUAAACUGGCAUCUGGACAGCUGGCUGGCCCACUGAUGUGAACAUUGACACUGCGCAGCAAUCCUCAAUCAUUACACAUUAAAAAUACAAGGCAAUACAUUUCGCUGUGUAGAACAUUUUUCUGUGGGAGAGAGCUGACCUGUGUCUAUUCAUCGUUAAAAUCUGGUUAUUGUCACUGGUUGGAUGAUGAUUAUUGUAUCAUACCAGUAGCAAGCCACUUCCACAGGAGUAGAGAUAAUCACAAGGAUUUACUGUGAUCAACUUUGACACAGAUCUGUGAGCAGUGAUUGGCUCUGUAGUCAAAUUUGACAUAAAGAAUUGUCAGCAGUGAUUGGCUGCUGCAGUCAAUUUGACAUAGUAUCGUCAGCAGUUGAAUUUAAUAGAUUAUUGUCAGCAGCUAACUUUGACACAUUAUUGUUAGCAGUGAUUGGCUGCUGCAGUCAACUUUUGAUUCAUUAUUGCCAACAGUGAUUGGCUGCAGCAGCCAACUUUGACACAUUAUCGUCAGCAGUGAUUAGCUGCUGCAGUCAACUUUGACACAAUAUUGUUAGUAGUGAUUGGCUGUAGCAAUCUACUUUGACAUACAGUAUCGUCCUCAUUGAUUGGCUGCUGCAGUCAACUUUGACACAUUAUUAUUAGCAGUGAUUGGCUGCAGCAGCCAACUUUGAUAUGUUAUUGUCAGCAGUGAUUGGCUGCAGCAGCCAAUUUUGAUAUGUUAUUGUCAGCAGUGAUUGGCUGCUGCAGUCAAUUUGACAUAGUAUCGUCAGCAGUUGAAUUUAAUAGAUUAUUGUCAGCAGCUAACUUUGACACAUUAUUGUUAGCAGUGAUUGGCUGCUGCAGUCAACUUUUGAUUCAUUAUUGCCAACAGUGAUUGGCUGCAGCAGCCAACUUUGACACAUUAUCGUCAGCAGUGAUUGGCUGCAGCAGUUAACUUUGACACAUUAUCUUCAGCAGUGAUUGGCUGCUUCAGUCAACUUUGACAUACAGUAUCGUCGUCAUUGAUUGGCUGCUGCAGUCAACUUUGAUGCAGGGUCCUUGAGCAAUGGUUGACUGCUGAAGUCAAAUUGGACACUGUAUCAUUGGCUGCUGCUGUUGACUUGAUUUUUCCCCUUCACAAAUCUGCCCAGAACAUAAUUGUUUUUGUGAUUAAUGUAAAAAUUUCUUCAUUUGAAAUAUUCUUUCAAAAUGUUUCAAGUUGAAUUUUUUCCCUAGACUUCAUGCAUUUAAAUAAUUUUGCUAUACACAUCACAACAUAUCAUUAUUUACAUUGUAAGAUGUAAUUAUUGGAAUGUUAAAUUUGGGUUCAGAACCAGUCUAUGCUGUACAUAUUAAAAAUAGAUGAAGAGAUCUUUAUUUUGGUGUUUAUAAAGAAAAUAUUCAGGUAGUACAAUAAUUAUGUGAAAUAAAUAUAAUUAAUGAUAUGACAGUUAAUUAUUUGAAAGUCUUUUUAAACAUUUUAAAUAAAGUAAACUGGUGCAAAGUUUAAAAAAGACUAAAAUAAAUUCUUCAGAUUUAUGUCCAUUAGCUUUAUGUAAUUCUUUUCAAUCUGGUUUCAAAGAUAUCAAAACUUUCACUCGGAACCUCUAUGAUACACGACAGUGAUGCAUAAUGAGUCUGGAUCUGACAACACCAUAUCCAGGGUCAUGUUCUGGCGAUCUUUGCUCCAUAUUGUGAGUGUUGGAAAACAUGUAUAAAGGCUUUUGAAUGAAAAGUGACCAGCACUUGGCCCAAGAAGUGCUACCAUCAACACUGUAGUGUAUUGUACAGGAAUACAGUGGAACAGGAAUACAGUGAGGCAAUGGACUUAAGUUAUUCUUCAUUACAAUUGCUAUAUCAUAGCAAUGCAUUUAGGCCAAAAAUCUAUAAAUUGCCAUAUUUAUUAUUAUCAGGAGUACAAGAAUGUUUGUUUUAAGAUAUUCCUUUUUUUCUUUGUUUAAUUCAAUGCUUCAGUUUUCAUCAAGAGCAUUCCCAAAUUGUGUUUCCAGGUAUGUAACAAAACUUGUGUUAUUCAUACGCCAUCAAGCAUCUGUUUCAAAUGGAUCUAUAUAGUAAAUUAUUCAGACUAGUAAUUUUUUUUUAUUUUCCUAAUAUAUUGAAGCAGCAUUUUCAUUUGUCAUUGAUGAAUGGUACUGUAUCUUAGGUGGUCUUAUAAAUACUUAAUUACCUGAUCUAUUGUUUCUCUUCAAGCUUAUUUUCGCCUUGAUGUUAUUUGAUUAAUCUGCAGUGAAUCAAGGUUUUAUCUUUAAAUAUGUAUUCUAAUGUUUUAUAAAACUUACUGUACAGACACCUGCAGGCUCUUCUGAACAUUUAAAAUAAAAAAUGUAACACAACACUUUUUCAGGUUGGUGUAGAUGAGAUAACAUACUGAUAGUUGAUCGUUGAUGAUGUGAUAUACUUCAGUUACCUGUCAUUUUUUGAGAGAUGAAUGAUCUUUAUCAAUCACAAGAAAUUGUUACACUUCAGCAGAUUGUUUGAAAAGCAAACUGAUGUCGACAUAUAUAUAUCUAAAUGUUUAAUAUCCUGGUUCACACAUAGAAAGGGGAGAAUUCAAACGUACAACACAAUAUUCUGUGUAGUUAUGAUUUUUGGGGUUACUUUAAUAUUCUGAAAUUUAAAUAGUUAAUUUGUCAAGUGACACAUUUUUAUUGACAUUGUUUCCUUGUGAAUGCUAUCUUUGUUAAUAUUCGUGAAUUGUCAUCCACUUUGAUCACCGUUCUGUAGUAAAUCAAUGGUUGUCGGCAUUCCUUGAUGUUUGAGCAUUAACAGAUUGAUCUUUGAAACAAUAUAUGUUACAUCCUUCCAAUUAGAUAUUUUUGUUUGUUUUGUGUAACUUGGUGCUACAUCAAUAAAAUAGUGGGGCCACACCAAAUUGGUAAGUACUUCCCGGAGAAAUGGAUACAGAAGUAAAGAGAAGCAAGUGGGCUUUUAUAUUAGAUUUAUCUCUAUUGAUGUUUUAAUUGAAUGGUACAAGAUUGAAAAAGUAUUCAGAAAAAAAAUGCUCUGAACUAGGUAUAUAUGGGAACAAAUCUUUGUUGCACCCUUUUACAUGUAUUUGGACUGGAAUGCUGAAAAGAAUGGUUUAAACAUCAUUUGAACCCUUUCGGAUUUUGAUUUAGUUGGUAGUAUGAUCAAACCUGCUCAUAUAUGACACUUCUAUUGAGGUAACCUUUCUUUUGAAGAGAAGACUUAAGAUGUUCCCCAUUGUAGUGAUUUCUUUGUGAAACAUACCACCUUCUUGGUUUGUUUGGAAGGUGGUCUCUUUACAUGUAUAUAGGUUUAAUACAAAAAUAUCUACUGAAUUUUAACAUAAAAAGAGUAUUUAUUAUUUAAUGCCCUUUUAAUUCCUUUUUUUUCUUGAACUAAGCAUAUCUUUUAUUGAUAAUCAUUUAUAUACAACAAAAAGUCUUGAUUUAAAAAUUAUGCCCAUAGAUAAACCUAAUGUGAAUAUACUGAUCAGUAUGAACAAAGAUAGUCCUAUUUCAAUGGGUGCUCACAUUGGGGAAGGGGAAGGUGUGAAUCCUAAUGCUGUAAAAGAAGUCAUGCAAACUUUGUGUCCAGAUUCGUGUUUCCAACACCUCUUUCUGUGUUAAGUAAAACAGACACUCCCUUAUGUGUUUAUAUGGAAACCGCAAAUACACCCAUCACUACAAAAGUGUAAUGUAACAGCAAUAAAACAAGGACUUACAUCCCUACCACCAUUCAUGAUCGUCUUGGGUCUGUUUAAGUAUCCUUGUCACUCGAUGCUCCCUGUCAAGUUUCUAUACAUCUGUAUAUCCUAGUCAUCAAUAUGCCUACUGUUACCUGUUGUACAAAUCUGUGUCAUUCCAGUCUCUAAGUGACUGGCCAUGGUUUGUACUGUACUUUUGCAAAAAGGCAAAACCAUUUUUUAAUUAUUUUUUUUAGUAAAAUAUUUAGAAUAUUACCAAUCUGCAAUUUUUAUUUUUAUUCCUUUUUCUCAAAUUCCAAUUUAAGGAGCAGGAAAUCCCAGUGAACUAGCUAUCAAAUUGGUGUGGCCUAUACAAAAUACUUUCUGUGAAAAGUCAUUGUGGUGUUACCUCACUGAAUACCUAUUUAUGUUUUUCAUUGUUCAGUUGAGUUUGUUUCUUCCUUAAAUUGUGUUUGCCAGUUGAUUGGGUAAUAUGAUAUAGUUCUUGUCUGCAAUGAAAAUCUGAAGAGGUAUAGAAAUAUGUGUUUCUAUAUAUAGAUUGGGUAAGUACCUGAUGAUUUAUCUAACACAGUAGUAUUUAACAUAUUUUGCUCUUAAAUAUUUCUAGGCACAUUGUUCUGUUCGUAGGGAAAUUUACUUUUUUACUUCUGAGAAAUCAGUCGAUUGUAGAGUUAUUCCCCUUUCUAUAAUGAGGUAGACAUUUUCUGGAUAGUUGUUGGACCAUCCAGCAGUGCUUCCUGAACACAACUAAAUAUACUAUCACUGCAAACAAACAAGAACCGUUUAAGAGGAGGUUUUACACAACCUCCUAGUUUGUUUAUAUUGAUAAGUGCUAAUUUAGUUGGAAGGAUGAUUGUGAAUUUAUGGUAUGUUUUAGAAAGCUUCAGAAAAACCAAAAAAGAUAUUAAGACUUAUUACCCGCUACCUUACCGUCAAACAAACAAUAUCAAGGUUGACAGAUGACCAUGAUUUUGAAAUUAUUUUAAUACAUUUCAAGGUUUAAACUAUUUGAAGCAUUUGUACAUUGACACAUUUUUUUGGCCACAAGUAGUAUUUAGCAUGUACGUUGACACUGAACAUAAUUAUAAACAUGUGCAAUGCACGCUGGAACUGGUCACACUAUAUUCUCAGUGGUUGGAUUGAAUGGUUUGUGAGAGAACUCUUCUUGUUUGCAAGGAAACUGAGAGGAUAUAUGUACAGUACAUGUAUUUUUGUUGGAUAUAGUUAUUUUGUUAUUGUAGAUGUGUUAAUAAAUACAUCUUGUCAUCCGAA
Messenger RNA from Mizuhopecten yessoensis (Yesso scallop), 5635 nucleotides. RefSeq names its product alpha-endosulfine-like. NCBI's taxonomy places the organism in Eukaryota, Metazoa, Mollusca, Bivalvia, Pectinida, Pectinidae. The transcript has 3 exons. Bases 276 to 737 code for a protein of 153 amino acids. The record is from RefSeq and is a predicted model, not a curated record. Gene Ontology annotation, cellular component: cytoplasm. Gene Ontology annotation, molecular function: protein phosphatase inhibitor activity.